This is a messenger RNA of Trifolium pratense (red clover), 2252 nucleotides long. Its product is annotated as WPP domain-interacting tail-anchored protein 1-like. The transcript has 5 exons. The record is from RefSeq and is a predicted model, not a curated record. The coding region runs from base 222 to 2039 and encodes 605 amino acids. Lineage: Eukaryota; Viridiplantae; Streptophyta; Magnoliopsida; Fabales; Fabaceae.
UAUCCAUGUCAUGUCACUUCCUAGUUAAAACGCUGCGUUUCACAGUGAAGUGUUGUUUUGUUAGUCUCUGAAUCAAUUUUCAGUUAGGGCGCAACCGUUUCCGUUAUCUGAAAAUUCAUCAAUCCAACGGAUCCAAAAUCAACCCAAUCAUCAUCUUCAAAUUCCUCAAUUUUCAAUUGGUUCAUGAACAACAAUAGUUGAAGUUUUUUAAGAUUAGAAAAAUGGAUACUCAAAGUGUUGAAGAUAAUACUGUUAAUGUUGAUGUUGGAGGACUUAUUGGUAAUUUGGAAUUGGGUGUAGCAUGUUUCUCUGAGAAAGUUUCAAACUUGCAUAUUUUUGUGAUGAAUUUGGAAACUAUGGAAUGUGAAUUAGAGGGUUUAGUUUUGGAUGAAGAAAACAUUGAUAUAGGUUGUGUUACAAAGGGUUUUGAGUUUGAUUUGUUAUGUGGGGUGUUGGGUUCUGAAGUUAGAGAUUUGGGUUUGUUUUUGGAUACUCUUCAUGCUGAGAUUUCUGAGGUUAAAGGAAAAGUUUUGUCUUUCGACGAAUGGCAAGAUAGGUUGGUUGAGACCGAACAAAGUUUGACGUUGUCCGAAGAACUGUUUUAUGAGAUUAAGCAACAUUCUGUUAGUUUUCAAAGGACUCUGUCUUCUUAUAAGAAGGAAGAGAAUGGUAAUGUUGAAGAGGGUGGAAGUGUCGAAGAGGGUGAUAGAAAUUUGGAUGUAAACAACAUGAUGAACAUGCAAACAACUGAGCAACAUAGAAACAUUCUAAUGAUGCUUGAGAAAUCUUUGGCAAGUGAAAUGGAUCUCGAGAAGAAUUUCAACGACUCAAAGAAAAUUGAAGAAAAGCUAAGACAAAGGAUCGCUUCUUUGGAAGAUGAGCUAAUUCAAACGGAGGAAGAAGCAACUGAAGUUUGGGAAAGAUGGUUUGAGGCAGACAAUGCACGUGAGAUCCUAAAGGGAAUUUCAAAUGAAUUGUUGGCUAGACUCAAGCUUUCUCAGUUCAAUGUGGUCGGUUUAAGACGAAAUGAGUCUGAGCUUAAAGCUCAGCUGGAAACUUCUAAGAAGCAAUUGAAAUGUGGCAAGGUGUGUUCACUUGAGAAGCAGCUACAAGAAACUGAAUGCCAGUUAGUGAAUGUGAAAACCUCUGCCGAUGAAUAUCAACAGCAGUAUAAUGUUACAUGUUCACAUAUGAAAGAAAUGGAUAACCUUAUCAUUGAACUGAAAGAAAAUGUAUCGAAUGCAGAAAAUAGGGCUAAUGCUGCAGAAGCUCAGUGUAAAAUAUUGACGGAAACUAAUGAAGAACUCAACAAGAAGCUGGCUCUUUUAAAAGACGGUGGUAUCACAUCCGAGAGUGUAGAGUUACUCAAGAGGCAGCUAAAGCAGUGUGAUUUAAAGCUGCAGCAUGCAGUAGCGACUGCUGAAGCUAGUCAAGAGAAGCAAAAGAUGUUGUAUGACACAAUCGAAGAUAUGGAACAUGUUAUAAAGGAUCUUAAGUCGAAGGUUUUAAAAGCUGAGAGUCAUGCUGACAGUGCAGAGGACAAGUGUAUCAUAUUAUCUGAAUCUAAUGCUGAUUUAAAUGAGGAAGUAAAUUUCUUGAGGAGUAAAUUGGAAUGCUUAGAGAGAUCGCUGCACCAAGCGGAGGAAGCAAAAAUGACAACUGCAAAGGAUAUUGGAAAGAGAACCAAAUUUUUCAAAAGUUUGGUGACACAGCUGGCUUUGGAGAGAGAGCGUCUUAAUAAGAAGCUAUCUUCCUUAGCAAGCGAGAACAAAAUGUUGGUUGUGAAGCUGAAGCAGGCAUAUAAGGAUUCUUCUCCUGUUAGUGCAAAUUUUUCCUCUGACCACGAGGCAAACAAGAAAAAUUCACCUGCAAAUGAUAGUGAAGUAAAGUCUGAUUCCAUGCCAGACGUUGAGACUGUGAGGAGAAUAGAUGCAGGAGUUCUUACUUUUAAGCACAUAUUAAUAUCAUUGUUUGUCUUGCUGCUUUCAGCUGUAACUUUUUUGUAUUUCAAAGACUUGAAUGUUGAUUUUAGUCUGUGAAUGGAUAGGAAUUUAUGCUUUAUUUUAUAAGGUAAAAGACUACGGUUGAAGAAUGAUGAAUGACAUAAUGUGGAAGGAUAGAAUCCCUUAAAAACAUUACCUGGGUGAGUUGAGCACAUAGUACUAGGUUACAAGGUCAUUGACAUUGUAGGCUUUAAUGCAAAGCACUGUGUAGUAAUCAAAAUUUGUUCCAAUAGUCUCUUUUUUGUGGUA